AUGUCAGAGUCUACUACGGAGGUGCGCCCAGAGCCGCCCAAUCCUGAUGAGAAACCCGGUGACUCUCAGCCGUUCCCAGACGGAGGCUUGCGGGCGUGGUCCGUCGUUUUAGGCGCCUUUUUCGGACUCUUCGUCAGCUUUGGGUGGACAAAUUGUGUCGGCGUGUUCCAAGAAUAUUACGAAACACACCAGCUCGCCUCAUUCUCACCAAGUACGGUAUCUUGGAUUCCAGCGGUCUCCAUGUUCACCAUUUUCCUUGCGGGACCCUUUGUUGGCCAGUUAUUUGAUCAUGAUGGUCCUCGAACUCUCCUGCUACUCGGCAGCAUCGUGCAUGUUCUUGGCCUCAUGAUGGCGUCCAUCUCAUCCAAGUACUACCACUUUCUGCUCUCUCAAUCUAUUUGCAGCCCAAUCGGCGCGGCUAUGGUCCUAUAUCCUUCGUUCGGCUGUAUCACGACAUGGUUCCAAAGGAAACGUGCCCUCGCAAUGGGCAUCGCCGCCAGUGGAUCUAGCCUGGGCGGAGUCGUAAUGCCCAUUAUGGUGAACCAACUGAUACCUACCAUUGGCUUUGGCUGGACAAUGCGAGCAUGUGCAUUUCUGAUGCUCGGCCUUCUCAUCAUAACUAACUUGACCGUUCGAUCACGCCUUCGGCCGCAGCCUAAAAACUUUGGAAUCGCCGCCUUCUUCACAACCUUCAGAGAUCCUCCCUUUCUCCUGCUGGCUCUAGCUGCAUUCUUCUACUUCAUGGGGAUGUUCAUACCAAUAACCUUUAUGGUGACAUAUGGGAGAAGUAGAGGCAUGUCAACGGAGCUGUCUCGGUAUUUAGUUGCCAUGUUUAAUGCCGCAAGCGGCAUCGGCCGCAUCCUGCCGGGAUAUAUAGCGGACAAAGUGGGAAAUUACAACGUGUCUUUCUGUGCGUCUUUGUUGUCAACCAUCUUGGUCUUUGGCGUAUGGCUACCUGGACAUUCCCAUGAGACGGCCAUGGUCUUUGCGGCCAUGUUUGGCCUCAGCACGGGGACCUAUACGGCUAUAAGCCCGGCACUCGUGGCACAAAUAUCGGAUAUACGGGAGAUUGGCCUCAGAUCGGGUGCCAUGUACGGAACUAUGUCUGUAGCCGCUCUGGCGGGGAGCCCGAUCGGAGGUGCUCUUAUCACUGCCGCCGGAGGAGGAUAUUGGAAACUGCAGGUCUUUACUGGAAUCAUGGUUGCCAUUGGAAGUGCCUUUUAUGGUGCCUCCAAACUGUACAUAGCGAAAGGCAAAGUCUGGACCAAGGUUUAG
Messenger RNA from Trichoderma reesei QM6a, 1275 nucleotides. RefSeq lists its product as uncharacterized. Gene Ontology annotation, molecular function: transmembrane transporter activity. Lineage: Eukaryota; Fungi; Ascomycota; Sordariomycetes; Hypocreales; Hypocreaceae. Bases 1 to 1275 code for a protein of 424 amino acids. Gene Ontology annotation, biological process: transmembrane transport. The record is from RefSeq and is a predicted model, not a curated record. Gene Ontology annotation, cellular component: fungal-type vacuole membrane. The transcript has 4 exons.